Messenger RNA from Cimex lectularius (bed bug), 799 nucleotides. RefSeq lists its product as uncharacterized. The transcript is spliced from 3 exons. The record is from RefSeq and is a predicted model, not a curated record. The coding region runs from base 129 to 737 and encodes 202 amino acids. NCBI's taxonomy places the organism in Eukaryota, Metazoa, Arthropoda, Insecta, Hemiptera, Cimicidae.
UUCAUGUGGUCCAGAGUCCAUAUGAUUUAUUUAUUUGUAAACAAAAAUAAUCUUAAAAACACAAACAUUCAUUUUUCUUCAUUACACCAUUUACCAUUAACCAACAUUAAUUUUAAACAACAUAAACAAUGGGACGAUUAAAUCCAACACCUCUUCUCAUCCAGAAAAGAAGAGUCUCAGGAGAGCCGAUUCCGCAGAGACAAGAAAUGGAAGUGCAAACUGACCCGAUAUUGAAAACCAGUUUGAAGCGAUCUUCGUCAGACAAAUCUAGGGUUGUUGUCAAAAGGGAUAGUAACAAUUUAAGAAGAGAUCCAGAAGUAAAUAAAAAAGAAAUUGCUGCGCACAAUUUCAAUACAAGUCAACCGAAAAAGACACGAGGAUUCAAAGACGAGUACGAAGCAUUUGGGGAGAGCAUAGCUUCUCAGUUGCGAAGCGUUAAAGACCAGUACACGAUUGCAGCGGCAAAGUUUAACAUCCAAAAAAUACUAUUUGAAGCCGAAACUGGAGUCUAUAUGCCAAAUCAGCGCAAACGAAACCGUUCACUGAAAAGAAUUCCAGGAGGCCAAGCAUUAAACACAUCUGAUGAUCUCGCAAAAGCAAUUACAGAAGGCCUACGAAAAAUCAGAGGCAGAAAAUCAUUAGCGUAUGCAAAGAUUUAUUUGCAAAGAGUAGUUUUUAAAGCCGAGGCUGGACUUUAUAACUUCCCAAUGCCAACAUCCUCAAAAAAAGCAAAAUAAUGACAUUUAUUAGAAUUAAUUAUUGUCCUCCAUUGAUCCAUUAAAGAACAUUACUAACAGAA